Messenger RNA from Neolamprologus brichardi, 3992 nucleotides. RefSeq names its product scavenger receptor class A, member 3 (gene scara3). Lineage: Eukaryota; Metazoa; Chordata; Actinopteri; Cichliformes; Cichlidae. The record is from RefSeq and is a predicted model, not a curated record.
UGCAUGAUUUGCUUCUUUUUUUCAAAUUUGGAGGUGCUUUUUUUUCUCACUUUCUCUGGAAAUUUGGUCACCACUGGAACGAUGCGCAUGAAUGACCCAUUGGUACACUGCUGACUACUUCUGCUUUUCCUUUGCACUUGAUUUUGAGAAGAAAAAAAAAUAGACUGCAACAAGUUGGCAAUACUGCAGACGAUAUCUGGAGCCAGAAAUCAUGAAAGACAACUAUGGUGGAUAUGAGAACCAGCUUUUCAAAGAGGAGGACUUCACUGGAGAGGAGGAGGAAAUGCCUUCAUUUAGAGGUCGUAGUCGAGGUGGCUGCGUGCGGUGCCAGCAGAGCCAUUCUCUUCAACUGGCUGUCAAAAUCCUCUAUGGAUUUGUUGCCUUCCUAAUCAUAACUGUUGCAGUGCUGGCUUCACUUGUGUUCAGGAAGGUGGACAGCCUCUCUGAAGAAGAAUCAGCUUACUACAAAAAGAUCACAAAGGUCCAGCAAGGAAUAGAGGAUGUGAGGGCCACAUCUAACUGUUCAGGCUGCCUGGAUGCAACUCUGUACAGUGAGGAGAUCAGUAAGCUGAAGAAAGAGUUUGAAGACAUUCAGAGAAUGAUACUGGCACAGGAGCAGGUCCUGGACCAAGCCUCCAAGACCCAGGCGACGCUAAAGGAUACAAGUAACCGGCUGACACGUGACAUCCAAAACCACCUUAUGUCAAUCAAAGUUCUCAAUCAGUCACUGGAAAGAUACCUGGAUCGGGUGGAGGGCUGGAAGGACGUGGUUGAAGAAACUCAGGAGAAGAUAAAAACACUGCUGGAGGAUUCGUUUGACAUCAAAGCUACAGCACAUCAAGUUAAUACAACAGUGGCACACAGUACACAGUGGAUAGAUGCCCUGCAGAGAAAAGCAGAUGAGGAUACGUAUGUCCUCCAUAAAUUAACCAGUGACUGGCAGAACUACAGCCGGGUUCUGAGUGCUAUCAAGUCCAACACCAGCAGCACAAUGCAAACCAUCCGCUUCCUACAGAACAACAUCGUAGCAGAUCACCAAAGGAUCGCCAUAUCCACUGAGCUCUACUAUGAUCUCACUCACCAGGUGAUGAACUUACAGAUGCAGCUAGACAACGUGUCAACAUUCACGGACGAACAUGAGGAGAACAUGCAUGACCUUCACUACCAUUCAAGGUACUAUGAGAACCGGACGGGUGAGCGGUUCUCUGCCUUGGAUGGUCGCUUGAACUCUAUUGAGAUGGAGAUUGUCUCAAUCUCCUCCAGCGUCAAUGCUACUGUGAGCCACGUCCAAAGCAUGUAUAAGUACAUCAACACAGAGAGCUCGUCAUGCCAGACUCGCCUGGGCAGACACACCGAUGAACUGCAGAACUUGAACAACACAGUCUUGCUACUGCUGCACUUAGCUGACACUCUAAGGCAGCAGAACCUGUUGCUGAAUGUCCGACUGGACAUGGACGUCAGGAAUUUGUCUAUGGUGAUGGAGGAGAUGAAACUAGUAGAUGUUCACCAUACACAGCUAAUGCAGAACUUCACUAUACUUAAAGGCGCUCCUGGACCCCCAGGACCCAAAGGAAACCGUGGUGAAAGUGGUCCAAAAGGACCCAUUGGGCUGACUGGCAGCAAAGGUGACCGAGGCCCUACAGGAAAUCGUGGACCUGCUGGACCUAAAGGUUCUCCUGGUCCCAAAGGAGUAUCUGGUGAAAGAGGCCCUAGUGGCAGUAGAGGGGCACAAGGUAGCAAAGGAGAUAAGGGGUCCAUGGGUCCACCAGGCCCAAAAGGUGAGAGGGGCCAGAAAGGUGAUAUGGGUCCCCCUGGUAAAGAUGGUCUCCCAGGACCUCCAGGGUCUCCAGGGAUCGAAGGCCAGGCCGGAAUACCUGGCAUUAGUGGGCCAAUAGGACCCAAGGGAAAACAGGGGCCAGUAGGGCCGCAUGGACCACCAGGAGUCUCUGGACCUCCUGGCUUGCCAUGCAGCCAUGACCGAAUCAACAACCCCACACAAGGGACUGUGGCGCCUGCUGCUGGUUCCAAGAGACAAUAGAGAGAAACAUGGAGUCCGAUGUAAUUUGUCUCGUAUGAAGAAGUUGAAGGGAUCAUGGUCCAAUGCCCAAUUAUCAAUUUCUAUGAAACUGAGGAGGACAAUGAAGAACUUAAUGAACAAGUGCAUCAAAUCAAAUUUAACAUGGGGGAGUUAAAAAGGGUUUUCCUGAUCCUGUGCUGAACUAAAAAGGAAGGCCUAAAACUACAACAGAACUGCUAUUACAAACUGAACUGUUGGUGAGAAGGCAAAAUGACCAAGCCUAAAAGCUGACAGUGUUUGGAAAGACUUUUUGGAAGUGGUCUUCAUAUGACUGAUGGGGUCUGUUACAGUGGAAAUUAUACAACAACAACAAAUUAAUUUACAGAACAAAAUAAAAAACUAAAUCACAAAAUCAGUAGGAAUAUAAAAAAAGAAAAGAAAAACAUCCAUUACUAAAUAUGAAGUCUUGCCUGUUUAAUGUAGCAGAAGCAAAGAAUGUGUUUGAGGUUGUUGUCAAGCCGCUAAAACCUCUUGGGGCAUAAUAAAUGGAAGGGUUGUUAACCACAGAUUUGGACUUAAAUAGUGGCGUUUUCCAUCCAGACUAGCCAAAGGUUUACAUUGUCAUUCACGACUCUAUGGAAAAAUAUCCACUCGUUCUGAGAUUAUGUACACAUUGCUGACAUAACCUUGCCAAUGGGGGUCACUGUUAUUAAAGUGUCACAAUUAAAACCAAAAUCAGUUUUCAUUGGAGGUUCAGAGCGGGUACUCUGAGAACCUUUUUUUCCUUUAGAGGGUUCAAAGGUGAUGAAUUAUUUUGUUGUGGGUUUAUUUUUCAUGUGAAUGUCUCUUACAUGCAGUGAUUAGGGUUUUUUUUGUGGUAAAGUUGUUAGUUUAAAAUAGUAAAAAUGAAAGGUAAAAACAACUGCUGCUGACAUUAGAGAUCAUAAUUGUGAUAAUUCUUAGUGUAAGAUAGGAAGCUUGAUAUCACUCCUAUAUCUUACAGCUUACAGAGCUUAAAGUGGUGAUAAAUCUAGUUUAGCAUAAAGACUGGGGACAUGGAGGAAAGCUAGCUCAAGUCUUUCCAAGAUACAAUAAGGAAAAAAACAGAUUCAGAUGUGCUUUUUGAUCUUUGGAGAUUAAAUUAAUGCUAUUUUCCACUAGUAUCCACUCAGCUUGACUCAACUCUAUUCACUAUUCUAGUGUCAGUCAUUUUGAACACCACCUCAAUGUACAUGGGGUCGUGAUAGCGAUGCGGCCGAAAGUCCAGUGACUUGAUUUGUAUGUGCAACAAGCCCAACACACCAAUGGAGGACGCUUAGGUGAUGGUAUACCUGCGUCUCUGUCUACGGCUUUUUGUCCUUUCUGUGAUGGAGUCACUCUCAUGACAUCACACCAUUGGCCAAUCAGUGGCAUGCAGUCUGUUGAUGUCACAUUUUCAGAUCGACUCAGCUCACUUGGAUCGUUGGCCGAGCAGGUACUAAAAGCACCUAGUACCAGGUACCACCACCUAAUGGAAAACCCAGAAAAACCGAGUCAAGUAGAGUUGAGCCGAACUGAGUUGUUACUAGUGCAAAAGAAGCAUAAGUGCAUCACCUCGUAUAUGUUGACGCUGAGAGAGCUUUAUUUUUUCUCACAUCUAGAAAGAAAGAGCAAAUAAGCUCAUUUCACAUUAUGCGCUACUAAUAUUUUAAGACGUAUGAUGCCUGACAGGUCACAAAAUUAAAGAAGUUUAUAUAAAUUUAUCAAGUAUUAAAAAUAAAAACACCAAAAUUAGGGAUAAUUUUUCUUUACACUUUGAUAAUAUAUAGUAUGGUUUUUUAAUGGUGUUUGGGUCUUAAGAAACACAAAUAAUCACUGAUAUGUCAAAGCGAAAGUUUUACAAAAAGAAUAUCAUAAAAUGUCUGUAAAUCUGGAUGAUGUAAUGAAAUGCGACUGGCUUGCAUUGAACUUCAAUAAAUACUUAUUGUAGAGUUUC